Truncatella angustata is the source of this 1939-nucleotide messenger RNA. RefSeq names its product beta-lactamase/transpeptidase-like protein. Lineage: Eukaryota; Fungi; Ascomycota; Sordariomycetes; Amphisphaeriales; Sporocadaceae. The transcript has 2 exons. The record is from RefSeq and is a predicted model, not a curated record. The coding region runs from base 231 to 1871 and encodes 546 amino acids.
GUUCAAGCUCCGUGUCCUUGUGCCAAGCCUCAAAAGCAAUCAAAUGCCUAAUCUUGCAAGGCUGAGAAGGUACAUCGUAUACUGCUUGGGAAGCAAAAGUGGAUACAUUGUCACGUUCGUUCUUCUCUAUAAGACCAGCCUAGCAAUUCAUCGUGCGCCUACUAAGUACUUCAUCAUCAUCUCGAUCUUCACACUCUUACGCCAUCUCUGCUCGAGUUGAAUAGUUAAUAAUGCACUCGACAUCCGGGCCAGUAAGCUUGGUGGCUUCUUCGUUAUUGAUAGUUGCAAGUGGUCAAACUUUGUACCAACCAUGCCCCCUUCUUCGCGCAUACUAUCCCGGUCCCACACUGGACAAGGAUUCGGAAACCGUCAAAAGCUUCACACAAGAAUUCACAGGUGUCUUCGAUGAUUUGAUCGCCAGUGGCGGUAGGGAUGACUUCGGCGCCAUCACACCGAACACGACUUCAUUCUCAGUGGUGCUGUUCUCAGGCGCCGACUCAGCCGAGGCAGAUCCCGUCUUCUUCGAGUACCACUAUACGGCAACUGCACUAAACGGCACGUCUAACGUCUCUGCCCAGACCGUCUUCCCGGUUGGAGGCCUAACACAAUUGUUCACGGUGUACACAUGGCUGGUAGAGGCCGGCGAUGAAUCCUGGGAAUCGCCAAUCACUGAAUUCCUCCCGGAGCUCAGCAACGCAAAUGCAACCACCAGCUCUUCAGAAUACGAUAUCGGCUUAACCGUUGACUGGGACUCUGUCACGGUUGGAAGUCUGGCCUCUCAUAUGUCAGGUCUUGUACGGGACUCCAACGCAUGCAGCAUUUUUGAGGACUGCGACAAGCAGAAAUUUCUAGAUGCUAUUUUUUCGAGCGUCCCAUACUUCCUCCCAGACACGACCCCCAUAAUCUCCAACGCGGCAUUCCAGCUCCUGGCGUACGCCAUCGAAUCCAAGACCGGACGAUCGUUCUCGGACGCGCUGAGCUCCUCGGUCCUCGACGCCCUAAACAUGACGCAAACAGGGCUGCUCAGCCCCUCCACCGCGGUCUUCGGCGGCCAGCCCCCCAAAAACUUCACCUCCUCCGGCGCCGGCGACCCCGCCGCCCAGUCCCUCUACGCCAGCACCGCCGACCUUGCCAAAGCCGGGCACGCCAUGCUCUCCUCGGCCCUCCUCGCGCCCUCGCAGACCCGCCGCUGGCUCUCCCAGCCCGCCGCCGACACCUCGAACCUGCGCAACGGCGUCGGGCGGCCCUGGGAGAUCUACCACGCGGGCCGGCUCGCCAACUCGUCCAUCCUGGACGUGUACACCAAGACUGGGUCCAUCGGGCGCUGGAGCAGCUACUUCGGGCUGGCGCCGGACUUCGGGGCCGGGUUCGCCAUCCUGGCGCAUGACGCCGACACGCCCGGGGCCCCGGACCUCAACGUCUACGCGGACGUGGUGUCGCUGGCACUGGUGGCGCUGGAGGGGGCCGCGGCCGCGGAGAUGGCGGCGAGGUAUGCGGGGGAGUUUGUCAGCGAUGGGGCCAAGGCGGUGCUGGAUGUGGCGGAUGGCGGGCCCGGGCUAGUGGUUGAGGAGCUCGUGGUCGCAGGGUUGGAUGUGAGGGGGGAGGCGGCGGCGAGGCUGGAGGUCGAGGUCGGGAGCCUGGAUUUCAGGCUCUAUCCUAGCAACGUGGUCAGCGGUGGUCUGCAGCAGUUCGUCGCCGUAUUCCAGGACCGGAACGCGCCGGCUGAUAUGGGCACGCCGACUUGUAUUACUUGGAUGGAUGUUGGUGCGCUGGAGGGCAUCCCUGUGCGGUUCGUCUUUGAGAUGGGCGAUGGUGGGGUCGCUGUUGGGUUGCGAAUUCCGGAUAGGCGGGCUCGUUUGGACAGGGCUUAGGAAUUUGAUUAUUUCGGGCAUAGAUAGGUAUCGAUCACAUCAGAUAUUUUAUCACAGCAGUCACGGUC